GAAUUCUGGGUGUCUCAUUUCUCCAUUCGAGCAGUUAAAAUGGCUCCGCCUGAAGAUACAGAUUUAUCUGCUGGACCUGUUUCGGAGAAUAUUGUUCCUCCUAGCUACGGCGAAGCGUGCACCAUCAAUGUCUUGAUCACAGGCGAGUGCCAGCAGGGCAAGAGUACGUUGAUCCGUCACCUUGCUCGAUACGCCGAUCUUCCAAACUUCUCCAUUGGCAUUGGCUCCGGAAAUAAGGCCUAUACAAUGGAGGUCGGCAACUACGACAUGCCCGUCACCUUGCGGCGUUAUCAGCUAGUCGACUUCAAUAACCAGCCCAUUCCGCCCAGAGAAUAUUCCGACCUUGCCGAGCUUGAUGAUUUUGAAGCUAAGGCUGUGGAGGUGAGAGAACCGAAUGCGCCGAAAUUUAUGUUCCGCUUCAUCGACACACCCGGCCUGGACGAUACUGCUGGCGAAGACUUCUCGAUCAUGAACAGAAUCUUGGGCCGUGCCUGUGACCUCAAAUACAUAAACGCCCUGAUAUACGUGCGAAGCGUUGACCAGCCCUUCGGCUCCUCGUUCAAAAAGUUCUUCAGAUAUAUCCAGAGAUCCAUGCCAAACCUUUGUAAUGGUCUCAUCGUCGUCCACUCUUUCUUCACUGUGGACAGGGUUGAAGAAUUCUUGAAUGAAAACAAACUGCUGGAGGAAAUAAGGCGCAAGGGCUUUGAGGCUUCAACUCAGCUUGAACUCCAGCACUUUUUCAUGGAUAAUUCUCCAGAUCCUACUGCUCCUUUUGCCGUAAUGCAGUCAUUGAACGAGACGUAUCGACUGCUCCUACAUAUUUCUUCUCAGAUACCAUUACCUGUUAAGAACAUCAACCUCAUAAAGACAGACGCAAUGCGAUCCGUGGACAUCCACAUUAUCAAUGCCCUGAAAAAUCUUGCUCGCAGGUUGGAGAAGGAGUGGAAGUUAGGACAAAAUACUGCAGAGACCCUGAAAGCUAAUGCCAUGUCAGCACAAAGAGAGAUCAGCAGGCUGAGGAACAGGGUUCACAUGAAAAAGGAAAAAAUUGCCGAACUCAAGACUGGUGACGAGAUCCUCUUAGGAACUAAGAGCUGUGUGGAGCGUUACAGCUUUGUUGGGGAUCUUUUAUUCCAAGGCAACCUCAAUGUCGGCAGUCGCCCGCUGGAAUACGAUUCAGACUACAUCAUCUCCUCAGUACAGAAGAGUUGUUCUGGCGGAAGCAAGUGGCUUGAUGAAGACCUACGGGGAACCAGCUGGCGUGGGAAAAUCACUGCAAAUCUCUUCAGGGAUAUUGAUGGGACGGCGACAUUCUAUACGACUAGUGAACUGAAGCAUAAGAAAGAAAUUGAGACGUUGGAAGCUGCUGUACUGGAGUUGCAGGAUAUGCUCGCGACACAGGAAGAGAAUCUGGCCAGAAACACUGACGCUGGUAGUUCUGACUCGAGGCUAGCGCAACUGGGUGAUAAUGUUGCCAAGGUAGAAGAGCUUACAGAGAUAAUUGAGCGGGACUCAUUCAAUGUUGCUCUUUGGCCAUUGCUACGGGGGUUCUACACCCAACACACCGUCCCAACUUUUGAAAAUAUCAAAGAGUUUGUCCAGGUCUAUGACAUGAAUAUCAGUAAGCUGCUAUAAUUCGGAUACCGUCUAUAGUUAGCAAAACUGCUUGGGAAAUUCGUGACAGGUACCUACGAUGCGCCCGUCUAAAUUGACUUUAACUAUGGGUGUUACAAAACAUUCUGCUAUUGUAUAUUAAUUUCGAAUUUUGAUCUUGGGUCUACCUUCUGG
Messenger RNA from Aspergillus wentii DTO 134E9, 1788 nucleotides. RefSeq lists its product as uncharacterized. NCBI's taxonomy places the organism in Eukaryota, Fungi, Ascomycota, Eurotiomycetes, Eurotiales, Aspergillaceae. The record is from RefSeq and is a predicted model, not a curated record. The transcript has a single exon. The coding region runs from base 40 to 1635 and encodes 531 amino acids.